Messenger RNA from Lampris incognitus (smalleye Pacific opah), 1770 nucleotides. RefSeq names its product proteoglycan 4-like. Lineage: Eukaryota; Metazoa; Chordata; Actinopteri; Lampriformes; Lampridae. Bases 568 to 1623 code for a protein of 351 amino acids. The record is from RefSeq and is a predicted model, not a curated record. The transcript is spliced from 11 exons.
CUGUUCAAUCCACAGCAUCCAGGGUCUCCUGCUGACCUUCAGAAGGGAAAAUCUGGAAAAUACAUGAUUUUCACCUCUCACCAAACCACAAUAAUCCUGGACAACGGUGCUGACACCUUUCUAGGACAGCGUCUUUCCUUGACUCCGCCGAUCCCCACACCGCCCAUGCAUCAUUCAGCUAUCACUUCCACCAUGAUGCAUCCCUCUUCAUCCAUCAUGGCGUCUGCUCUCUCUCCUCUCAGUUCAGAUAUGACACGGUUGAUGGACGCAUUGCCCUUUAGAAAUUCCCUGGCUGGUGUCCACACAAGACAGUAUCGCCGCAACAACCUCGCCACAAUGCUGCCACCGCCGAGAUUAAGACCUCCUCGCUGACUGGUCUGCAAAUUCCGCUCAGCAUUAGUCAGACUUCUCAAUCCAUCUGCGCUGAAGGUCGUUGUGCACCGUGCACAGUGCAUCUACAAUGCUGGCCUCUGUACAAUCCAGGUGUCGCAGUGGGUGAGAAAGAAAGGAGGAAGAGGAGUGCCUGUCUGUCCAGAAAGAGGGAGCACGCCUGUUCUGCGCUCCAAUAUGGCAGACGGCACUGGCGUCAGAAGGGGAAAUCGGGUAAAUUCCAUUCCUUCGGGCAGACAGCUCAGGAGGACGCCUCCGAUGGGCCAUGUGAAGGAACAGCCGCACUUGUGCGAUGACGAGCAGUUCGACACCCCUUUCCCUCGCCGGGCACUGAUGCUGCACAGAAUGAAACCAAAGCAUACGGAGAUUUACCCCAUCGAUCAGAACAUGGGCUUCCCCCGUGUCCUCUGCAGCAUGCCAUCUGCAGUGACUGACACAAAGGACCAGGAGCCCAAGUCUCUGGUGGCCACCACAAAGGUGGAGGAUGUGCAGCGAGACAAAAGAAGGACGACGACGAUCACUCGGGAGGAAAACCUAGCAAACGGACAGAAAGAAGAGGCCGCACGAGCAAAGCAAAUCCUAGAGAAAAAGAGGGAGGUGCUGGUUGCCAAAUUGUCCAGUGUGAAACCUGAACUGGCCGAUGCGGAGGAGACCAAUAAAUCUCAGAAAAAGGUCCGUAUGCCCAAAAUGGCGGUGAUCCUGCAGAGUCCGGACCAAGCUGACAGUCCAGCCACCCCAAGCCAACUACAAAAGAAGAAAGGGGCAAUAGAGUCAAACAAAAUGGCCGAACCAUCGCAAGUCUCGACAAACCCAAGAGAGCCGGCGAAGACGUCUUUACGGACUAGGCAACCCAAAGGCAAGACGGGAAACGCUCUCGACGGCAGCACCGCCCCGCUGGAGGCCGCGAAGAGACCGACUAAGCACACGUCUGGAAAGUCGGCGAAGGAGACCAAGAGGACGCCGCUGAAAGGGCGGCAAGCGCCAACUUCCUCCUCAAAUCCAGUAGCGGCUACAAAGCGGAGAAAACCUCCCGCGCAAAGCUCAAAGGCCACGGCUUUACGGGAGAGCACGCCGAGCGUCGUGAACGGUGCGGCGGCAGGGUGUGCGUCACGACAGCCAGCUCGCACUUACGACAGAAGGAAAGCCACGGCCGCCGCCCACGAAAACGCGGGAAAGCCGGCGCCGACUAUCGGACUGAGAAGAUCCAAGAGAAUAGCCAACAUGAAGCCAUGAGUUCCGUGUUUUCAACCUCUUCCUAUGUCUGUUGCCUGCCAUUUACAAUUGUGUAUUUAUUAUAAUAUUAUCCAUUCUUUAUAAUCAUUAAUUAAAAAUAAAAUGUGUAUAGAAGUUUUUUUUAAAGAACCUUCAAUAAAAUGACUU